Molecule: messenger RNA, 1178 nt
Organism: Gadus macrocephalus (Pacific cod)
Lineage: Eukaryota; Metazoa; Chordata; Actinopteri; Gadiformes; Gadidae
Product: procathepsin L-like
Exons: 8
Coding region: 105-1094 (329 amino acids)
Biological process (GO): immune response
Cellular component (GO): lysosome
Molecular function (GO): cysteine-type endopeptidase activity
Source: RefSeq, a predicted model, not a curated record
AUCAUUUUUUUCAGUAUAUAUGAUGGGAGAAUCAAACACAGGCACGCAGACCCAAUUCCAUCAUUCAGGAGACAAGACGUCAGCUCUGUUGGACUUGAGAAAGCAUGCGCUCACUGGCUCUCUUCCUGACCUUUGCGGUCUUCAGCCUCGCUUCCCCUCACCUCAACGACCAAUGGGAAGCAUGGAAGGCCGAGUUCCAGAAGGUGUACACCAAUGAGGCGGAGGCAUUGUACAGAAGGGCCGUGUGGGAGAACAAUUGGAGGAUGGUGAGGAGGCACAACCUGGAGGCCGAGGCCGGGAACUCCACCUUCACCCUGGGCCUGAACCAGCUGGCUGACAUGACCACAGACGAAGUGAACGCAAAGCUCAACCGUCUCACGGAGGAAGACCCCGCCAGCUUCGACAGCUGGACCUCCACACGAUGGGACAAGGGGGUCGAGAAACUCCCAGAGAGUGUGGACUGGAGACAGUACGGUCUGGUGUCUCCUGUCCAAAGCCAGGGGCAAUGUGGCUCCUGCUGGGCCUUCAGCGCCGUGGGGGCCCUGGAGGGCCAGAUGGCGAUGAAGACCGGGUUCCUGGAGCCCCUCAGCCCCCAGAACCUGAUGGACUGCAGCCUCGAGAACCACGGCUGUAACGGGGGCUGGGUCUCCAAGGCCUUCCAGUACGUCAUCGAUAACGACGGCAUCGACUCCGGGAGAUACUACCCCUACGAAGAGAAGGUCGGAGAUUGCCGGUAUUCGUCCAGAGGAAGAGCUGGCUACUGCGUGUCUUUUGCCGCUGUCCCGAGGGGCAAUGAAAUGGCCCUGCAAGCUGCCGUGGCAAAGGUGGGGCCUGUGUCGGUCGCCAUCAACGCUGGAUUGCCGUCGUUCCAUCACUACAAAGAAGGCGUGUACGAUCCACCAGACUGCAGUACUGAGACCACCACCCAUGCUGUACUGGUGGUGGGCUAUGGCACAGACCAAGGACAAGAUUACUGGAUUGUGAAAAACAGCUGGGGUUCUAGGUGGGGAGAGCAAGGGUAUAUCCGCAUGGCCAGGAACAAGAAUCUCUGUGCGAUAGCGCGCCGUCCCAUCUACCCUAUAGUUGGUAACUGAUCGGGGUCCCCUUGUGGUCGUUCCAGCAUCCAACAGCCUCACAAAGAAAUGUUAUGCUGAAUACGAUAAAUGGUUUUGAAUGUU